Brettanomyces bruxellensis is the source of this 1602-nucleotide messenger RNA. RefSeq lists its product as uncharacterized. The record is from RefSeq and is a predicted model, not a curated record. Gene Ontology annotation, molecular function: carbohydrate:proton symporter activity. Bases 1 to 1602 code for a protein of 533 amino acids. Gene Ontology annotation, cellular component: plasma membrane. The transcript has a single exon. NCBI's taxonomy places the organism in Eukaryota, Fungi, Ascomycota, Pichiomycetes, Pichiales, Pichiaceae. Gene Ontology annotation, biological process: carbohydrate transport; transmembrane transport.
AUGACACACACCCACGAAAUAGAAGAAACUGAAAAGAAAAGUAUUAUCAAUUGCUUUUCAAGAAAAAAGAAAAAGAAAGUAGAAGUAACAUCAAUCAAUAAUGAGGAAAAAUAUAGAAUCGGACAAGUUCCGAAUGAAGAGACAUGUGAGACGACUCAUUCAUACAUUGCACUUACAUUUUAUUCCGUUGGUAUUUCUUUAGCAGGACUUGUAUUUGGCUAUGAUAUCGGGACUAUAGGAGCGAUCAUAGAUAUGCCCGCGUUUGUAUCAAAAUUUGGCGACAAAUUGGAUUCUACAACUCCAGAAUUUUAUCCCAUAACGAAAGGUAUAUUACUCGGGGUCGGAAGCCUCGGCGGGUGCAUAGGAGGACUUUUAACAAAAGCCAUGGUUCCGGUUUUUGGUCCCCGAACAACAUUAUUUCUAUCAGGUCUAACAUCAAGCUUAGGCGAUAUUAUUAUUUUGCUUUCAAAAAACUGGUUGCAAGUUGCCGUUGGACGAGCAGUUUAUGGUAUAGGCUGUGGGAUUAUAUGUGUCGUCUGUCCCAUGCUAAUUAGUGAUUUAUCACCAACGAAUAAGCGGGGUCUAUUUAUCUCAAUAAUACAGUUGCAUGUUACUAUUGGUAUUAUUAUUGGUGCACUUACAAUGUUUAUAAGUGAUAUACAAUUUAGUUCAAAUGUGUCCAGCCAUUGGCAAUACAGCUACCCAGUAUUGCAGGGUAUAUUAUUUGGAAUUAUGACAUGUGCUGUAAUUUUCUUUAUUCCAGAGUCACCAACAUGGCUUCUAUCAAAGGGUAGACAAAAUUUCGAUAAAGCCGCAAAAUCGCUAGCAAGAUGUUCCCAGCUUGCUGUGUCCAGCACUAUAGUUCAGGCUCAAACAGAAAAUAUUGCAGUACUAAUGGCUUCGGUUGAAGAGGAUCAAGAUAGUCUGCUAGAAAAGCUUAACAAGUCACUUUUAAGGGGCCAACCAAAAUACUUGCUAAGAACCAUUACAGGAAUCAUACUUUCUUGUCUUCAACAGUUCACUGGGAUCAAUUACUUUUUUUUUUUCAGCGUUGUCAUAUUCAAAACUGUUGGAGUGAACAACCCGUACAUUGUACCUAUUUUCUUUGGUUCGGUCAAUGUUAUCUUUUCUCUUCUCAGCGUUUUAUUAAUUGCUCGAUUUCAGAGAUUAACGCUUCUAAAGCUUGGAUCAUUUUUUUUGGCUCUUACAAUGUGUGUGUUUACAACUUUAGGUCUCACAUUCAGUGAAAGUAACACUGGCGCAAUUAUGAUGAUUAUGGCAUCGUGCAUUUUUGUUGCCAUUUUUGCAACUACAUGGGGCCCAUUGGUGAGUAUAAUAAUAUCUGAACUUUAUCCUCACAGUAUCAAAGUCAAGGCAAUGGCUAUAUGUGGAUGCGCAGGCUGGAUUUCGACGUUUCUAGUUUCAUUUAUGAUACCAAUACUUACAAAAGUAAUAGGCUUUGCAUUGGGCUAUAUUUUCUGUGUCUUCAUCGUCUUAGGCAUAGUAUUCAUAUACUAUUUUGUUCCAGAAACAAGACAUGUUGAAAAUUCGGCGUUGGAUGCAAUUUAUGAAGCUAAUAUUUACCCACGAAAAUUGUUCUGA